Molecule: messenger RNA, 4024 nt
Organism: Mya arenaria
Lineage: Eukaryota; Metazoa; Mollusca; Bivalvia; Myida; Myidae
Product: hemicentin-1-like
Exons: 17
Coding region: 190-3525 (1111 amino acids)
Molecular function (GO): protein binding
Source: RefSeq, a predicted model, not a curated record
ACAGCUUUAUUGUUAACCCGGAAGUUAUAUUAAACAUGUUAAGAUUUAAUCUUUUUGUAUUUAGGUUGAGAAAUAAACUUAAAACAAAGGAAGUCAGACGUAUAUUCUGGAUUAUACAAACAUCUUAAUUAUUCAUAAUUAAACGUAAUACAUGAAUGUGUUGUUUCCUGUUCAGUUUGCGUGGCUAAUAUGGAAUUAUACUCUUUUUUAUUGGUUUGGAUAAAUACGCUAGUAUUUAUUGAUUCGGUCAGGGCCUGCCCUGCAAGUUCACCUCGACUAUUUCAAAGGGUACAUGAUGACGUUGUAAAAAUUUCAAUGAUUACAACUGUGAACACUCAAGGCCUUAUAAGCUACCAUAUUCGGAAGGACGAAACCAAUUUGAUGAGUAUAGAUUUCUAUAACGGUGCGAUUAUGGAUCAAGAGCCAUGCACACCUACAGACUGCACGUUUUCAGGAAAUGCUGCCAAUGGUGACUUUUCUAUUACGUUAUCUAAUAUACAGGUAACGUCAGCAGGGACCUAUAAAGUCAUCGAAACCCAAUCCAAAGAAGAAAAGGCGUGCAAAACACUGUUUGUACUCGGAGAUCCAGAACCACCUAUCAUUUCGUCAAACAAUGACCCUUCCGUCGGUGGAAAUGUCAGUGUCACGUGCAGUAGUACCUCCACAACCACACCGAAAAACCACGGGCUUAGUUUAUCCUACACCUGGUUAAUAGAUGGUCAUACAAACCCAGCCAACACACGUUACUCGUACUCUGCUUCCAGACACAAACUCACCAUUUCUUACGUGCGGAAGAUGGACAGCACAAUUGUCAUGAAAUGUUCGGCAACUGAAAACGUUACUAACGGGUACACGUCGUCCGAGAGUUUAGGAUUUACAAUAAACGUUCUGUACGGUCCAGACAGUGUAAGCUUCAGCCCCAAUAUCACGUCUUAUGAAAAGCUCCUGAACACUGUACUCGACCCAGUCAUGUGUCAAGCUGACUGUAACGGGUGCAGCUUCUCGUGGUCACGCGGACAAACUACCAUUGUAAACACAGAUGUUCUGAAUUUGAUGUCGCUGUUAGUUAAUGAAGCUGGUCAGUAUACGUGCACGGCAUCUCGGACCGGGGCUACGACAAAGGAAAAAACACUCAGUAUUAAAGUCAUUCACGGUCCAAGCAGUGGGUCAUUGAAUCCAGCUGACACACAUUACACAGUUGAAAUUGGUGAGACCUUAGCUACAGUAACCUGCUCAGCGUCAUGUUGGCCUUGCUCAUACAUGUGGACUGGGCCCGGGGAUUUUUCUUCCUCAGGGCAAACUAUCAGCCUACAAGGAGCUACAAAGGCGUCGGAUGGGAGGUAUACAUGUACUGCAACCAAUGACAGGACAUCAACCGUUAGCUCUACCUACUUUGAUGUUAACGUUGUAUACGGGCCAGAAAGCAUAACUUUCAACACAUCCUCAACUACCAUCAGACAAAGGGAGGGCUCAUUGUUUCUGCCAGUUGAAUGUCAGUCUGAUUGCAAGGGCUGCACGUUUAUGUGGAACAAGGACCGUGCUCCGUUUACAAGCACAGCUAUAUUAGAUCUGGCUACAUUACAAAAAUCGGAGGCUGGUGUUUAUUCGUGCACAGCGUCAAGGACUGGAGCACGCUCAAUGGUCAAACAACUUAAAGUCCAAAGUAUAUACGGACCUGAUCAUGCAGCUGUCCUUCCGGUCAGUACCCAGUAUGAACUGAACGACGGUAACACUAUGGACAGCGUAGUUUGUUCAUCUGACUGCUUCCCGGAAUGUUCUCUUAUGUGGGUACCGUCUCUGUUAAGUUACCAAGGAAACCUCAGUCUAGGCGUCCUACACAAGGAGUCUGCCGGACUGUACACAUGUGUAGCAAGUAACCCAGAAUGGAGCGAGAAAUCCGUUAAUGUAACGAUUACAGUCCGGGUUAGAUAUGGUCCGGUGAGAGCUAUUCUAAACGUUUCUUCCCCAUUCACUGUGACGGAAGGGGAAACAAUCGAAAACAUAGGAUGCACUUCCGACUGUUGGCCUGGAUGUCGACAGGAGUGGAUGGACGCUGCAAAUGUCACAAUACAACCUUCUGGCACACUUUCACUUGAGAAAGCUACCAGGGACAAUGCUGGAAGUUAUGUAUGCAUUUUAGAAAACACCGCGGAAGAAUACACGAAAAAAGCCGAGACAUCUUUGAUAUUGAUAGUCGAAUACCCCCCUGAUGUUCACGUACAGACUACUAAUACAACAUCCGAUGACACUUCCGUUGUCUUAGAAUGCAUUGCAAACGGUGUGCCGAACUCAUAUACAUACAUCAAUUGGAAACAGGAGUGGCCAGGUACUAACUUAACCAGAGUCAUCCCUGAAAGUGGAUAUCCAACAUUGCGCCUCACAAAUCUUUCGUACGAAUAUUCUGGAAUAUACACAUGCUCAGUCAGCAAUGGUGUAGUGCGGUAUCCAACAACAGAGACUGUCAUGGAAGCAUCAACGUACCUGCUUGUGAAAGAUGCGCCUGUUGUACUGUUUCCUCAAUUAUCUCAUGAUGGCGUCAUCGUUGUAUCUGGCAAGCUUGGAGACACACUAUCAUUACAAAUAAAGAUAUACUCCAAUUACGGAAGUGUGGUCGCCAAAUUGAAGGACUCCGGUAAAAAUACGAGUGAGAACAAGAGCGUUACGAUGGAUGUUUUUGAAUCUGCAGUGGAAUUACCUAUUAUGGGUCAUGUUCGUAAUGACAUUGGAUUCGUUUUAAAUAUCACAAUUACCAUAGAGGAAUCAGAUUAUUUUACUUUCUACCCUGUCAGUAUUGAAAAUGAUUUCAAAGCAACUUUACUAGACAUCGAAGUUAAAUCAGAAGGUCCUCCUGAGAUCCCCAGGACUUUGACCAUAGAAAAAGUUAUGCAGCAUUCAAUAGACAUUUCUUGGUUCGGGAACUUUAAUGGUGGAUUUAAACAGACAUUUGCCAUACAAACAAGCAAGGACGGUGUUGAUUGGAAUAAUGCUACAUUAUUGGAGGAAGACGUGUUGAACAGACGUGAACAGUACCACCAAACAGUUGAUAAAUUGGACCAUACAACAAAGUACUAUCUUCGCAUGUACGCGUUCAAUAAGCUUGGUGAAAGUGAGCACACUAACGUUUUACAGGCUACAACGGCUUCUUCACGAGAAGACAUCACUCCAAGGCAUGCCUCAGUUAUUGGUGGAGUAGUUGGAGGAUGUCUCGGAGCUGUUGCUGUAAUCGUCAUAGUGUUUGUUCUGAGACGAUGGUUCACAUUGAAAUGUUCCUGUAACAUGUCCCUAUCUUGGAAAAUAGAUGUACCUUCAGAUCAAGAUGGACAUGGUGCUGAAAACCCGGGAUACAACGCUGCCGGAGCGUAUGAAGUAGUGUCAGCGACAAAAGAGUCGCCCGUUUACGAUGCUUUAAGUGUUGGAAACGAUGGACCCGACAAUUCGCGCUUGUACACGCCUUUGGAGUUGACCAAUCCAAAGUCAAACGCUUAUUACGAGAAUGUAAAGGGAGGUAGGAAUGAUGUAUUCUAGAACAUAUCUACUCAGAAAGUACAUGCUCAAUAAAAAAGGAUCCCGUGUACAACAAUACGGUUUUGAAAAUUCCAGUGCAGACAGUACUUUAAGUAGCUAAAAACACUCGAACUCACACGAAAUAUUAUCUCAAUUUUACUAUUGUAUUGUUUGUGUGUGACGUUUCUAAAUUUUAAAGUAAUAUUCAGAACUUUAAUGAACUGUUUAAACUUAGGAAUAUGUUCCUAUUCAGUUUUAUGACAUAUUUUUAAAACUAGCUGUUUGAUUCUUUAAUGCUCAUGGAUUUAGAAAUUAGUUGAUGACGUUUACCUGUCUUGAAAUCCAUACUCAGAAUUUAGCAUUUGUAAGGGUUUUACCAUAUAAUAGGUUAAUACACAUACUUUUUCAUGUUUAAUGUAUCUGUAGGUGUGUUUUAUCAAUUAUUUGCUUAAUUCAAAUAACAAUUAAUAACAACAUAAUGCAAUUUCUUUGUUAUCGCAUUAAACUAAUGCAUAAAUAA